AUGGCGGCUUCGCGGUUACAGAUGGAAGGAGACGAUGAAUGUGGAAGAAAUGUGGGACGUCUGUUAAUGCUAUAUAUGGCUUUAGAGCUCUAUGAUGAAAGUGGCUCCAAGGUUGCAGCUCUUAGUGAUGAUUCAAGACCUCUCGUGGAUCUUGAUCCCUCCUCGGUCACAACUGGAGGCUGGCUUGAAGAUACCUCAUUGGUUGAGACGUAUAACAUCUCAGAUAAGGAUACUAUGCUAAACGAACUGAUGAAUGAAGACUUCAUGGAAGAUCUUUGUGCAAAUAUCAAGUUUGGUGAUUAUCCUGAAAGAGACCCUUUCGAGGAAGAUGAAAUAUAA
Molecule: messenger RNA, 339 nt
Organism: Brassica napus (rape)
Lineage: Eukaryota; Viridiplantae; Streptophyta; Magnoliopsida; Brassicales; Brassicaceae
Product: tubulin-folding cofactor B-like
Exons: 4
Coding region: 1-339 (112 amino acids)
Source: RefSeq, a predicted model, not a curated record